Acanthoscelides obtectus is the source of this 405-nucleotide messenger RNA. The record is from the annotation of a GenBank genome assembly. NCBI's taxonomy places the organism in Eukaryota, Metazoa, Arthropoda, Insecta, Coleoptera, Chrysomelidae.
AUGGAAAGAGCUAAAGUGGACCGAUUGCUAGCCUGGAAAAGGGUGGUGUUAUAUUUCAGCUGCCUUGGAAAAGAGGCGUGGCUAAUCUUGUGUGAACACGCCUCUUUUCCACUUGACUAUGAUGGGAAUAGCAGACGAUAUCUUGGCAACGCAAGAGCGCACGCCUUGCAAGUUCUUACUGAAUGUCCCAAAAAUGGUCAACUCAAUCCAUCAGCUGCUGAACGAGACAUUAAAGCAGGGACUUCCUUGGAGCUUCCACUUUGGCUCGUGAUAGAAAUGUCCGCUGGACGACAGCCGAUCGUCACUCCAGAAUUGCCGAAAGUAUUCAGAGAAUCUUACAGAGAGAUACUAAAAGCUGAUGCAUGUGCAGUCGAUCUGCACAAGUACAGCUUGCAUUUUUUAUGA